This is a messenger RNA of Arabidopsis lyrata subsp. lyrata, 2160 nucleotides long. Its product is annotated as serine/threonine-protein kinase tricorner. Gene Ontology annotation, biological process: peptidyl-serine phosphorylation; intracellular signal transduction. Bases 164 to 1723 code for a protein of 519 amino acids. NCBI's taxonomy places the organism in Eukaryota, Viridiplantae, Streptophyta, Magnoliopsida, Brassicales, Brassicaceae. Gene Ontology annotation, molecular function: ATP binding; protein serine/threonine kinase activity. The transcript is spliced from 13 exons. The record is from RefSeq and is a predicted model, not a curated record.
UUCAUCAUCUCUCUUUGAAGAAUUUCCAGAGCGAGAGAGUGAGAAAGAGAGAGAGGGAGAGGUGCUCUUUUUUGCAUAGUCGUUCUCGUCGAGAGACCUAUUUAUUAUACACGAAAAAGGAAGAGAGAAGAAGAAGAAGAAGACUGUUGAAAGAGAGAUAGAUAUGGAGGAUAUACAGGAGGAAGAGAGCGGUACGGACGAGGAGGUUCUGGGAUCGAGCUUGACCAUGGAGAAAGUGGCCGCAGCGAAGCAGUACAUCGAGAAUCACUACAGAGCUCAGAACAAGAACAUUCAGGAGAGGAAAGAGAGACGGUGGAUCUUAGAAAGAAAGUUAGCUUCUUCUGGAGUGCCAAAAGAGGAGCAAAUCAGCAUGAUUAAAGAUCUGGAGAGAAAAGAGACAGAGUUUAUGAGGCUUAAAAGGAACAAGAUUAGUGUUGAUGACUUUGAGCUUUUGACUAUCAUUGGAAGAGGUGCUUUUGGUGAGGUUCGCUUAUGUCGGGAGAAAAAGUCUGGAAAUAUUUAUGCCAUGAAGAAGUUAAAGAAAUCUGAAAUGGUCAUGAGAGGACAGGUUGAGCAUGUCAGAGCAGAGAGAAACCUGCUGGCUGAGGUUGCAAGCCAUUAUAUUGUGAAGCUCUACUAUUCAUUUCAGGAUCCCGAAUAUCUAUAUCUGAUUAUGGAAUAUCUCCCCGGUGGUGAUAUGAUGACCUUGCUCAUGAGGGAGGACACAUUACGGGAAGAUGUUGCCAGAUUUUAUAUUGCUCAAAGUGUCCUGGCCAUUGAAUCCAUACACAGAUACAACUAUAUUCAUAGGGAUAUCAAACCUGAUAACCUACUUUUGGACAAAGAUGGGCACAUGAAACUCUCAGAUUUUGGGCUCUGUAAGCCUCUUGAUUGUAGAAAUUUACCUUCAAUUCAGGAGAAUAGGGCCACCGAUGAUGAAACUAUGUCAGAACCUAUGGAUGUUGAUAGAUGUUUUCCCGACACUGAUAACAAGAGAAGCUGGCGCAGUCCCCAGGAACAACUUCAGCAUUGGCAGAUGAAUCGCAGAAAACUAGCGUUUUCAACUGUGGGAACACCUGACUAUAUUGCUCCUGAAGUUUUGCUGAAGAAAGGAUAUGGCAUGGAAUGUGAUUGGUGGUCAUUAGGUGCAAUUAUGUAUGAAAUGCUCGUUGGGUAUCCUCCUUUUUAUGCUGAUGACCCUAUAUCAACUUGCAGAAAGAUCGUCCAUUGGAGAAAUCAUUUGAAAUUUCCCGAGGAUGCGAAGUUGUCAUCCGAGGCAAAAGAUCUUAUCUGCAGGUUGCUGUGCAACGUUGACCAUAGGCUUGGUACUGGAGGAGGAGCCCAGCAAAUCAAGGAUCAUCCUUGGUUCAAGGAUGUUGUGUGGGAAAAGCUUUACGAAAUGGAAGCUGCGUACAAACCAGAAGUGAACGGCGAGCUAGAUACACAAAAUUUUAUGAAGUUUGAUGAAGUGAAUUCUCCUGUACCUGAAAGAACUAGAUCGGGCCCCUCCAGGAAGAUGCUUCUUGCUCCCAAGGAUUUAAGUUUUGUUGGCUACACGUACAAGAACUUUGACGCUGUAAAAGGAUUGCGUCAUUCACUUGAGAUGGCAAGAACUAUGUCUCUAGAUCGAUCACCAGCUGAGGCGAUGCCUGUGGAGCUGAUAAGCGGGGAAGCAGCAGAGGCACAGAUAGUAUCAUCGAUGGAUGAUCCGAUGAUAAUUUGAAAUGACCAAACAAGAUUUAUUGUCUUCCUCAGGUUUGGGAUCUUAAGCUCUCUAUAAAAAUAACUGUACAGCAAGCCCAGAAGUUAAAAAGGAAGAAGACCAAAAUGGUUUCGGUGGGAGAUUGAUUAACAAUGUUAGCCUUUCCUGAUUAUUCUGUGUAUUAGAAGAAGAAGAAAGAGAAGGGAAAAAGAAAUUUAGAGGGAUUUUGAGUAAAAGUCUCAGUGUUAUAUAAAAGCUGCCCAGGUUGGCUGUAGUAAUGUUGCCUUCUCUAGUGGCAGUUUUAUUGCAACAUUAUUACUGCUUUUACUUCUUUUUUUGUACCUUUGUCUGUGUGUGUAUCAACUUUUAUUUCUAAAUUUGAAGACCCACCGAGGAGUGAGGACUUAGAUUGUAUAUUUGAGUUUCGUUGGGAGUCAAUUUCUAACCAAACUUGGAUA